This is a messenger RNA of Larimichthys crocea (large yellow croaker), 5594 nucleotides long. RefSeq names its product adhesion G protein-coupled receptor F5-like. NCBI's taxonomy places the organism in Eukaryota, Metazoa, Chordata, Actinopteri, Sciaenidae. Gene Ontology annotation, biological process: adenylate cyclase-activating G protein-coupled receptor signaling pathway; cell surface receptor signaling pathway. The transcript is spliced from 26 exons. Bases 109 to 4557 code for a protein of 1482 amino acids. Gene Ontology annotation, molecular function: G protein-coupled receptor activity. The record is from RefSeq and is a predicted model, not a curated record. Gene Ontology annotation, cellular component: membrane.
AGCGAUGGCUUGCAAGUGUCAUUACUUGUCUAAAAUCCUGAGAGAUAAGAUGAUCGUUCCCUUCCGACAAUAGCACUUUUUGGAAGCCAGAAGACAGUGAGAGUCGGGAUGGCAUUAAAUAAGGCAGGAUACCUGGUUGUUCUUCUGGUUAUAUACUACAGUCUGGAGAAUCAGGGAUACACUCAGUCUCUGAAUGUUUUCUUUGAGGAAUUCAUGGGUUCAAAAGCAUCACACGUUCAUGCCAGAGAGAGAAGAGCCACUACUUUAAAUUCUUUUGAUUAUGUACUCCAAGCUGUUAUAAACAUCUCAGACCUGGAUGGUUUUCAAGCAUUUUUAAGAACGCUGAACUUUACUUUAGUGUUCAACAACACUGUUGAAGUUACCAGCAUUAACACCACAACAGUGUGUGCAUCAGAUAUUUCUGGAUACCAGUGCACAUGUGAGCAGAGUUAUGCUUGGUCAUAUAACAGCUGCACUAACUACGGAGCCUGUGAUACCAUCAUUGGUGACACUUGUGGAUGCAUCAAUGCCCUUCCAGUAAAUGGCCAGUUCUGCCAGUUAAACACCAGUCAAACAGAGCCAACACCAUCACCUACACCACCAAAUGGCACGGUGGACAUUGAUAUAGUCCUUGACCUGCGUGUUCCAGUCCUCAGUAUGCCAAAUUUCAUUACUCUAUUCAGAGAACGUCUGAAUCUUUUCCCACUGCCCUACACCGUCACUGAGACUUUAAAAGUAAUAGAUGUAAAUUUCACCACAGGAUGCUAUCCAACCAAUGGAACCCUGCAGUGUCACUGUGAGGAGAACUUUGCUUGGUCAUGUAACAAGUGUAUCAAUGCGUGCAACAAUGUCACUGGACAAACCUGUGGGUGCAUCAAUGGACUUCCUACUGACGAAGAGUUCUGUGAACCAAUCACAACUAUCACUCAAUGUCCAACCCCACCUAAUGGCACGGUGGACAUUGAUAUAGUCCUUGUCUUGCGUGUUCCAGUCCUACGUAUGCCAAAUUUCAUUACUCUAUUCAGAGAUGGUCUGAAUCUUUUCCCGCUGCCCUACACCGUCACUGAGACUUUAAAAGUAAUAGAUGUAAAUUUCACUACAGGAUGCUAUCCAAACAAUGGAUCACUGCAGUGUCACUGUGAGGAGAACUAUGCUUGGUCAUGUAACAAGUGUAUCAAUGCAUGCAACAAUGUCACUGGACAAACCUGUGGGUGCAUCAAUGGACUUCCUACUGACGGAGAGUUCUGUGAACCAAUCACAAAAAUUACUCCAUGUCGUCCAACACCUUCCGUGACAUCAACAACUCUAUCAACAACUCCGACAUCAACAACUACAACAUUAACAACUACGACAUUAACAACUCCGACUUCAACAACUACGACAUCAACAACUCUGACACCAACAACUGCGAGUUCAACAACUCCGACUUCAACAACUCCGACUUUAACAACUACGACAUCAACAACUACGACAUUAACAACUACGACAUUAACAACUCCGACUUCAACAACUACAACAUCAACAACUCCGACACCAACAACUCCGACACCAACAACUGCGACUUCAACAACUCCAACAUCAACAACUCCGACACCAACAACUCCGACAUCAACAACUACGACUUCAACAACCCCGACACCAACAACUCCGACUUCAACAACUACGACAUCAACAACUACGACAUCAACAACUACGACUUCAACAACCCCGACACCAACAACUCCGACUUCAACAACUACGACAUCAACAACUACGACAUCUACAACUCCACCAACAGAAGAAAGGACCUUGGAGUUUGGCAUGGAUAUGGAAUUUAAGUCGUCAUUCAAUAACCCAGAGAACACGGUUUACAUAAACACCAAGAAAGCUAUUCAAGAACAAUGUGCGAAGAACAUCAAAGGUUUCAAAAGUGUUAAGUUAAAUGGGUUCCGGAGUGGAAGCACCAUCGCUGGAUAUACCAUAAGUGCAAGCUCUUUUCAAGAAACGGAAAUUGAAGCAGUAAAGGAUGGGAUAUUUACACAGCUGUCAAAAAUAUACGCUAUGAUCAUUGAUAGCCCAACAAAGCUGAAGUUUGAACCACCUGAAGAAUUUGUUGGGAAAAGAGUGAAAGUGACGUGUGGUCCUCCACCAGAGAUUUUUGGUACCGAUUGGGACACUGUGUGGAAACGUAACGAUGAGAUAAUAAACAAAGAUACCCAACACGAGUUUUCAACACAAGAUGGAGCAGCAAUAUUAACCAUGCCAAGAGUUUUUAACACAGAUAAUGGAAUUUAUAAAUGUCAGCUGAAAAGCAGAAGUUCUGGAUCAGUUUUCAGACAGACAUCAGGCACAUUCACUGUCAAAACGAUACCAGUGAUCCAAGUGUCACCAAUCAGAAAAACGGUUGAUUGUAACACCGAAAAGGUCGUGAAACUAAGUUGCUUCAUCAACAGCCCCUAUGAGGUCACAUUUAUAGGCAGGGAUGCAGGCCCCGGUAAUUCAAUUACUGAUGAGUUUUCAAUCGAGGUCUGUGAAAAUGGAGAACAUGAGAUCACUUGUCAAGAGAAAAAUAAUCCGGAAUUUAAAAAAGUCAUAACACUGGGGUUUAGCACCGAGGAGUUUGCAUGUGUCGAUGAUACAGAAUUUGGUAAUGGAUUUGAGGAUGACGUUGGUUUUGCUCCCUGUGACCAAGACAAAGUGGGAAAUAAGACAGCAGUUUGUAGGGAUGGUGAAUGGCAAGAUCGACAAGACAACUGUGUUCUAGCACCAGUUCAGGAGCUUCUCGAUCAGUCUGAGUUUUUAAAUAACAAUUCACUGCCAGAAUUCUUGGACCAACUCAGCAACGUCACUAGAAACUUCAUAACAGAAGUGGUUGAUUCUCCUGCCAACAUCAAUGCCAUCGUUAGUAUACUUAUCAAUGUAGCCAGCGCAGCAGCAUCGGGUAUCCAAAUAAACAGAACUCUGAUGAAGAAUAUCCUAUUAACUGCAGGAGUGCUCACUACAGAUGGAGCAAAGGAUUCAUGGAACACUCUAAACAACCAAAACAACGAAAUCUCAGAAACAAGAAGCGUCAGCAGCUCCAGAAAUGUGUCAAAAAGUGUCAGCUCAUCAUUAUUGCAGUCUCUUGAGACUAUAACAACUCGCCUUAGCGACGACUCUUUUGUGAUUGACACUGAGUCUAUACUCUUGAACAAAACUACAUUCACAGAACCUUUCAAUCUUGAUUUUUCUUCAGUCGAGAUAGACAUACCAGAGCCUGAGUCUGGAGAAAAAAAUCUGGGAAUUACUUUGAUGGUUUUUGCCUCAUUGGACAAUGUGCUCCCUGCAAGAGACAAAAAAAAUUCAGGCAUCUUUGAUAUCAAUGGAAGAGUGCUACUUGUUCAGUCCAAUGCCACUAUCAAUAAUGUUUCGUUCACAUUCGAUAUUUUGAACGAUACUCUGCAGAACCCUCAGUGUGUUUUCUGGAACUUCAGCCUCUUUGAGGGUCAGGGGGGAUGGGAUGACGAGGGGUGUGAGUUGGAAUUCCAUGUAAAUGAAACCGUUGUAUGCAUCUGCAACCACCUGACCUCGUUCUCUAUUCUGAUGUCACCCUACGUUCCAAAUUCUGUGAACUUGGAUAUUAUAACCUACUUUGGAGUUGGCAUAUCCAUGGCUUCAUUGGUCAUAUGCCUCAUUAUUGAAGGUGUCAUAUGGAAAAAAAUAAGGAGAAACAACACAUCUUACUUGCGUCAUGUUUCAAUUGUUAACAUCGCUGUGUCUCUCCUGAUUGCAAACAUUUGGUUUAUUAUUGGGGCGGCCAUUUCGAAUGCGGAGGACGAAAAUGUAUCAGCAUGUUCUGCAGCUACAUUUUUUAUACAUUUUUUCUACCUUGCCCUCUUUUUCUGGAUGUUAGCCUCAGCUCUGCUGUUGAUCUACCGCACAGUCAGUGUCUUCGAUGGGGGUUUGUCUAAAAAAGCUAUGUUGGCUAUUGGAUUCUCACUAGGCUACGGGGCACCUCUCAUCAUAGCCAUCAUAACUAUAGCUGUAACUGCACCAUCAAAAGCAUACAUCCGAGGAAUUGGAGUUUGCUGGCUCAACUGGGAAAAGUCCAAAGCUCUACUGGCAUUUGUAAUCCCUGCACUGUUAAUUGUGCUGAUAAACCUUAUAAUCCUGCUUGUGGUGAUAUACAAGAUGUUGAGGAGAAGGGCAGUGGGAGAUGCUGCGCAAGCAGCUGAGAGGCACGUUCUUGUGGUUAUUGCCAGGAGUUUGGCUGUCCUCACACCGUUUUUUGGAUUAACUUGGAGCCUUGGAGUCGGAACCAUGACCGACCCAACCAACGAAGGAAUCCAUAUUGCAUUUGCAUUCUUCAAUUCACUCCAGGGUUUCUUCAUAUUAGUGUUUGGAACGCUGUUGGACAAAAAGGUGCGGUCAGAAAUAGCAGCAAAGUCACAAAUUUCAAGUGGGACGAGGAGCACCAGUGCCGGAAACUCAUCAACAAGUGGAUUGGGCUUUUUCCGAAACUGGAGAAGAGAAAGAAGAGAUGGUUACAAUAUAUCAUCUAGCGGCUCCGGUGAAGCUCACUCCUUUUCCAACACAUGAUGAUCUUGUGACAGCACCAGUCAGUCGGAAUGAUCACCCCAGCUGUUUCACAAAUUUCUUUCUCCAUUGCAGCUAUAAUGUAUGAAGGUUCGAUUUGAAAGAUGAUGUAACAGUCAUGAAGAGCCAGGGUGGGAAGACAAAACUUUCAAAAUAUGAGUGCUUAAUGCUUUGUUUAUUUCAUCAAGGCACUGCUCACAACAGCAUUAUGUAAUACACACCGCAAAAAUAUUUAUUAUACUGCAUAAUGUUGGAUGUAUAGUAUUAAUUUCACUGUAGUCAUUGCUUUUAUCCAUUUUUAGUACAUUAGUAUAUUAGUACAAACAAAAAGAGUUGUACGUGUAUGUACAUGCUUAAUACGCAUACCACACAAAGAGAAUAUAUAGAGAGAGAUUAUAUCUGAUGUCCUGUGCGACUGAUGCAGCAUUUGUAUGUGUUUUUGUCUCCAGGAAGUCACAUACAGUAUAUUUAGUGAUAGUGCAGAUAGCAAGUAGAUGCAAAAUGGUUCUAGUUUUGGUUUACUUUGCCAAUCAAAUCAGUUAGACAAGGCUAGGCUGUCUUACACAGAUCAGUAAGCUUGUUUACUCAGUGGGUGGCAUCACAAUGACAAAUUGACUUGGGCAGAGCUAUCAGUCAAAUAGAAUAGAAUAUACCCAGAGUUACUUGGAAAGAUAUAUAUAUAUAUAUAUAUAACAGUUUCUACUCCACCGCACAAAACCCUGAAGAGCCCCUGAACACAUACCAUUUAAUAUUUAGGUGUACUUUGUGCAGUAGUACUGUGUGACAUAAAACUGAACAUAGGUCUUUUAUAUAGUUUUGUAUAGUUUAGAGUUUAGAAUAGUUAUAAAAGAAAGCUUCAGGUUCUCUGCACUUUACACAUUUGAUGUUUUAUUUGUGUGUGUGUUUUUUGUGUCUUCAUUUUGUUCUGCCAUAAAUGUGGUGUUUGAUGCAUUUUGCAACUACAAUAUUUUUUGUAUUUGUCUUGAAUUUGUAAUACAGCAUAUGUACCAGUUCUACAAAUGAAAUGAAAACUUAAAUAA